This is a messenger RNA of Didymodactylos carnosus, 942 nucleotides long. NCBI's taxonomy places the organism in Eukaryota, Metazoa, Rotifera, Eurotatoria, Philodinida, Philodinidae. The record is from the annotation of a GenBank genome assembly.
AUGAAUUCUAGUUCAACCAGUACACGCACUAGUAAACGAAAACGCACGGUUGCUCCAAAACAAACAGCACUGCCACCGCCAAAAGCGAAAAAACCGCGUGUACAAACACAAACAGAGAAACGUUUGAAGCGUUAUCGACCAUCAGCCACUUCAGCUGUACGUGUUCGAAUCGAACGUGCAUUAUCACAGCGGUUAUAUUUAAUUGCCCAAACGCAUACGUCAGAUGAUGAAAUAAGUCGUGAAUAUAAAGUAUUGGGGCAAACGGGCAAUGUCUAUGACGUUGUGAUUUCUCGUAUGCCAACGUGCAACUGUCCCGAUGCAUUGCGAAAUUCAUUAUGCAAACAUAUACUGUUUGUAAUGCAUCGUGUUUUGAAAGUUCAUCGAAAGUCACCGUUGUUGUAUCAACAGGCAUUAUUAACAAGUGAAUUACAUGAUAUAUUUGCUAAAGCUGAUUCAUUACAUUCAGCAAUUGAUUCAAAUGUCUUAGCUGAACAAACAGUACGAGAAAUGUAUCAGCGAACAACGGGUAAAGAAGGACUUGUUUUAGAUCAAGCAUCGACAACAGCAACAAUACCAACAAGCGAUAAUCGAAAACCACUUGAUAGUCAAGAUUGUCCAAUUUGUUUUGAACAAAUGUCUGAGGAUGAACAGUUAACAUAUUGCACAGCCUACUGUGGAAAUAAUAUUCAUCAAGUUUGCAUUGAUAAAUGGAAAGAAGCUAAACAAAGAGUAAAAGAAGAUGUCACUUGUCCACUUUGUAGAGCAAUAUGGAAAGAUAAAUACUUGACGAGCACUACAGCACAAACAUUUUCAUCUAAAGGACAAUCUGGUCAUGGUAAUUAUUUGAAUUUAGCUGAAUUUUCUACAGCACAUCAAGAUUUAACUGACGCGUAUACAGAUAACACGUACCAUCAAGAAUCACGAUGGGGAUCUUAUUGGUAA